GUCUUGGAGGCUUGUCUUGUCCUCUGUAGCCUACAGCCUACAGGAGUAGGCCUAGAGAGCAGUGAGAGCUCACUGACUGAAAGGACCAGGCACCUCUUUGAUCUCUGCAUUGGAUCUCCACUCCUCUUGCUAUUGCUGGCACUCCCUCUCUAACACUCCCUAAGGGUGAGACACCCAGGUGUGUCUGUUCAUCACACACCCAGUUGAAACGAGAGCAACCCACACCCGGCGGGCGUCCCAUCAGAGUCCAAGGUGGACCAAUUUUUCCUGGCAUUGAGAGCGGCAAGGCGCCCCCACCUGUCUGCAAAACUCCACCAAGACCAGUACGUAUCGAUGGAGCAGUGGUGUGCCUUGGUACCCUCCUCCACGAAUUCCUAGGCAAUGUACCUCUAGCGCCAUCCUGGUCGUGCAACUGAUCAUCGACCAAGGCUGUGCCUGGGCCACUGACCAAGAAUAUACAUAACCCUUCCCCUCGAACCUCUUGACCUCUGAUCUCCUCCACCAUCAUCUCGACUCUUUCACUUCGCAAUCCUUUCAAUUGCUUCUUCUCCAUUUUGAACUAUUGAUCUCACUCGACAUCACUUGGAUAUAAAGGAGUUUUCACUUCUCUGCCUCUUGGGUCAACCCCUUCACACACCAACCACUCUUCCUUCUCAUCAAUCACACACACCACCGCAGCCAUGGACUCCGAUUCUUGGGCUCACUCUUUCUGCCUCGCUUGCGACAAGCAGGUCCAAUCAUCAACUGAUGCCUACUGCUCUGAGUCUUGCAGACUGGCCGACUUCGAGAAGACCUCAACAACAAGCUCUCAAGCCAGCUCACCCGGCCUCGCUUCUCCUCCUUGCCAAUGGUCAUCGAAAUCCUCCAGCUCGGGCUUCUACCUGUCCCCCGCCUACGAUUUCUCCAACGCAAAGCCAUACGGAUCAAGGCACAUGAGCCAACCUACCUUCAAGCCUUACGGCACUGAACAGUCAACUAUUCGAUCCCUCACUCCCUCGAGCUCCCACAGCAGCCUCUGCUCCAUGCAAAGUACCUCAACAACAGGAGAGUCUAGUCAACUGUCAGACAAGGCGAGGAAGGAACUCCGAGCGUACGCAGUGUCCUUCGACAAUGUGAGGACCCAGCGAAGGCGAUCAUACUAAGUACGAUACUACAACGACUUCACACAUACACAUGCAACCUCACCUAAACAUCACCUAAAAACUUAUCAUCACGCAACUCAUUCAACAUCUACAACAUCAAACGCAUCAACGAAACCUCAACUCACACUUCACGCCUUUUUUCUUUUAUCUUCAUCGAAGAAUCUGUUUGUACCAAAGACGGGCAUUACACCGGAGCACUGCAUUAAAAAAAAGUUUGUUUUACAUCGACCCAUCACGAUUUCUUUUCAUCUCAACCAAUAUCUGGUGGGAUAAUCUUGGGCGGUUUAUUUGUCCAUCGGUAUCUUGUACCAAAUACAGGGCGGAUUGAUAUCAAGUUUCAGAACAUGGAUUACGGGAGCACGGGAGGUUUAUCAUGAUACCGGGAUACGAACGGCUGGGGACAUUUGGGUCUGGCGUACAGGACCGACCUGGCAAGAAGCCGGUCGAUGGAUUAUUCUAUUGGGAGGUAUAACUGCGCUUUUUGACUACGGGGCACUGGGCAUUGACAGGAACUGCGGAAGACUGCACUACACUGCACAGCAUAGCACAUCAUUGGAUACCAUAGCAUAGUAUAGCCAAAGAGAUCUUUUUUCUCCCUCCACACAAAGCAAGCCAAGUUUCCAAAGUAUAGUGUGCAUAACUCUCCGUGUUUCGUUUACUCCCCCUCGAGUGUCACCCAACUUGAAUGGCAUAAUCGACGGGUAUUCUUAGUCUCAUACAAAGGCACAACACAUCGACACUAUGUGGGUAGAAUUGCUUUUCUCGGAGGUUUUACCACCAAGCUCACAGUCACCGCCAGGGAGAGACUGGGAUGGAUCGACUUUUCAUCUGCAGUGACUCAGCAAUUUCGGCUCCACGCAUCUCAAUGUUAAGCAAGGAGAAACGAGGUUUCGGCGGCAUUGAAAUCUGUUACCAUCGUCGAAGCUAAAAUUCUACAACUAAGUUAAGUUACUAGACGGAUGCGCGCGCGCAGCGAAGAGCAAGGGUUAUCCGCCGGUAGUUCCAGACAAACUCUAAUGAUUGAGUAACAGCAAAGAAGAUUUGCAACAGUCAGAAGAUAAUACUAACUAACCUAAGAGCCGCUUUCAGCUCCGUUCCCCAGACUCGAUGUGAAAGCUUGGCCGGGACUACUGUGUGAGCCAUAACAGCUCCGAUGGCCGGCCAUAACCCCCUUGUUU
Molecule: messenger RNA, 2320 nt
Organism: Fusarium odoratissimum NRRL 54006
Lineage: Eukaryota; Fungi; Ascomycota; Sordariomycetes; Hypocreales; Nectriaceae
Exons: 2
Coding region: 681-1142 (153 amino acids)
Source: RefSeq, a predicted model, not a curated record